AAAGGCUUGUAGUAACAACACAAAAAAUCGUGAUAUAUGAAACAGAUCGAACAGUAUGAGGACCAACAUAAAACCAGUUGUGCCAACGAUCCCUGUCUAAAUCCGUUGGCAGAGUGUGCGGAUAUCCGUGAGAUAGAGCGAACCUGCUGCGAGUGGUUUGUCCGUAUGGCCAUAAACCAAUCCCUGUUCGAACGUGUGCGACCACACAGGGAUAUUCGUUUGAAGUGAUAUCGCGCAUCAUGUUUGUACAUUAUCGAAAUGCGUUCAGGAACUAUGAACUGUAAAACGAAUGGAUAGAAAGCAGUCGCGUAGUGUACAGUUUCCACCAGCUAUCGAGUGACGCAAAAAGAAAGGUUUUCAUCAGUAAGACCAGCAAAGGAUGUCUGUCUAGUGUUUCUCAUCUCAUGUGCCGUGUUAUGGGCGUUCCGAACAGCGAAUGCACAUCUUGCCAAGCCACAGGAUAAGGCGAACCACACGAAUCGUACGGUGCGUGCCAUUAAAGCAGCCAGCAAUUUCAAAAGAAAAAAAAAACGUUGUGCAAUGAAAAUGUGUUCCAUAAAGGUGGGAAAUUGUGUGCAAAUGGGUUGCCGUAUCGGUAUCAAACUGGAUGUGUGUUUAAACAGCGUAAAGUGAACGGAUAAAUAUGGGCUUGUGUGACGUGGUGUUCAUGAUGCAGAUGAUAAUGAUGGUGGCAGUGUUUUAAAGCUCGUUUUUCCAUCCAAAAGCCCAUUGGAACCGUUUGUUUCAAGUGUAAACAAAAACAGCUUCUUUUAAACCGCCUUAUCGUAGUGCCAAUGCCGGUUGGAAAUGUUUCAUACUAUCACAGAAGAAAGUAUUCUCCUCAGGCUCCACCGGAUCACCAGUCACGAAUAUUUUUGGGAGCACACGGUGCCACUAGUGAACGAAGCCGCUCGAAUGGAAACAUCGCAGUCAGUGUGAAUAGCAGUAGUGUGGCCUCGUUGGCCGAUGCAGCGAACGCCAAUUUGUCGAGCGUGUCCAAGGGUGUCGAAAUCGAAUCGAGUUCCGUGCCAAAACGUAUCGAUAGUCCUGAUGGUGGUGGUGGUGCCGGCACUACCACAGGUUCCAACUGCUCUUCUGUCCGUGCGUCAACGGUUGAUGACGGGUGUGGCACAGUUGUCGGAGCGCAACAGGUGUUGACGGGUCCGGCGUGUGUCAGUGAAAGUGCCAUCGGAUACGAGCUCCAGCGGGGUAUUGCGGUUAGUACCGUUGGAUGCAGCAGCGGGUGCAAUAUUAGUGGCAGCGUAAAUAGCGCUAACAUUAGUGGCAACGGUCAGCAACUGCGUGUGCAAUCGUCAAGUGUUGGAAGUAAUAGUAGUAGCAGUGGUGGUAGUAGUACCAGCAGUAACAAGGAUCUAACGAACGGACUGUUACUACUGUCACCGGGUGUGGUAACGGCUGGCGCAACGACUUCGACAACGAUACGUACAGGACCGUUACAAUCAGCCAAGUCGUCCUCUCUAGCUGUAGUGAGUCUGUCUUCUGCAUCAACACUGCCAUCUGCCGAUAGUGCAGUUCCGGGGACAAGUAAUUCCAACCAGCGUUCUUCUGCAUUUACUUACACCCAUUUUAACAAUGAAGAGCAACGAUCGCAACAUACAUCAGGACCAUCAUCAUCGUGCACAAAUUCCAGUAACUAUCAGCUAGGCUCGGGAAACGGUAAUGAAUCACAGCACCAUCACGCCAAUUCCUCAACGACGACAACUAUCAACAAUACGGCGUCGAAGCAACACCAGCAUCUGUACAACAAACAGUCCCAACAACCGCAGCAACAACAGAAGCAACAACAAUCAACGUCAAGUUUAGCGACCGGUCAUAAUCUUCUGCCGGGUAGCACAAGUUAUCCUUCCUCGGUUGCUUCCACUGCUGGGCUGUGGUCGGAGGACAACCCAUUCAGCACAGUUAAACCCCAACAGCAGCUACCCCCACACUCGAGCGGUGUGAACGUAAACGUGACUGUGAACGUUGUGGCACGAUCCGUAACCGCGAGCACCAUGACGACAACAACGGCAACGACGACCAGCACAACGACCCUGGCACCCCCGCGACCGAUGCAGAAGGUGAUCCCGACGGUGGUCUACCUGAUGUCGCGGAUCGCUGUACAUAUGGAGAUCGAGGGCACGGCACAGUGCCCGGCGCAGGUCAUGCUUGCCGCCGCCCUUGGCUGUGAAGAACUAGGUAUUACGAACAAAUUGCUGGCCCAGAGCGUGUUCGGCCUGUGGAUGACCAGUCCACUGCUGGAGGUGCAGCUGAAGCCCCAUCAUCGGCCGUAUGCGGUGCGCGUUGCCUGGUCGAAACUGCUCGACAAGCACAGCCACGGGAACGAGCUGGAGAAGCUGUCCGAUGAACCGAUGACGACGCUACGAAGAAACGUAUUCUUCUCCCGGCGAGAUGAGGAAAAGAUUAAAGAUCCCCGGAUAUUGGAGCUGCUGUACGAAGAGGCCAGACAUAACGUGCUGCUCGGCCGGUACGUGAUGGAACCGUCGCAAUCGAUCAUGCUCGGUGGCAUCCAGGCCCGGAUAGAGUUGGGCCCGUACAACUCGCACACACACACUACCAGCUACUUCCGGGAAAAUCAAUUCCGCUUCCUACCGGCACACGUGGCAAAGAGUUCGAGCUGGUCCUGGCUACCGAUCAGUCAGCGAUCGUCUGCCGAGGUGCGGCUGUUGGAACAGUUCAAGCGUGUUCCGACGACGGCCACGACCAAGAAGCUGAUGCGGAAGUAUCUUGAGUUUUGCUGGGGUCUUCCAUUCUAUGGUGCGGCCUACUUCCAUGGACAAGUCGAGCAACCGGUACGUGGUCUUAUGAGUUUGAUGCAGCAAAAGGAUCUGCCCGUCCUGAUAGCGGUCAACGAACGGGGGAUUUUCGUCAUAGAUCAGAUCGAAUGUACGCUACUUCUGGGGCUCAAGUACGAAGAGUUCUCGUGGGAGUACGCCAAACCGAGCAAUGUCAACGAUCCCGAAUGUUUGCCGUGCAUCUUUCUACAGUUCGGCGCAGUAGAGAACGGUAUUGCGGCAACGAAGCUGAUGCAAAUCUUUUCCCGCCAGGCCGCCAUGGUGGACGCCUUAAUUACGCACUUUGUCGAGCAGGACAAGCGGCGGAAGGAGAGUGGAGCUGAAGCCGAUCAGGCUGCCGGUGGACUGGCGGAUAACACCUAUGUGGAACCAAACCCAAUCAAAAACAAUGGUAUCGGUGUGCUGAGCAACAAGUUCGCCCGCCUAACGCUGGCCACGUUCGACGAUGAAGGGCGCUGCAUUGGCCAGACGGGUUCGUUAUCGAUAAGCUAUUAACAUUUAAUUCUCAUUUAAGUUUGGCAUCACGGAACGGAAUGAACGGGCGUAGGGUAGAACCGGCCGUACCCCACGUAAAGGGUACGCUUACCGGUCGGAGGUGAUUUAGGUGCAAGAAACCGGCUGCAAAGCACAAGAAGGUGAAUCUCCAGAUGCGAUUGAUGAUAAAGACCGAUUUCGCAAAUGAACUUACGCACGUAAAAAAGGGCCCAACCGGGUUGAAUGCCCGUGGCGGAAUGAAAGUGGAUGUAAAGGGUGUAGGGAACCGAGGAAAAGGGGUACAAGACACAGUAAACGAAGCGCAGUUCCGAUGGUGUACUUUCCGUUUUUUGAAGCCAGGACACGAGCUCUCCGUCAUCACAACGGCCAUUGUACAUUACUAGCACCACUUCCAUUCUUUCGUUUUUAGUAUCUCUCCCCGUUCUUAGUCAGUAGUCAAAGAGAGAUAGGGAGAGAAAGAUGAAGAAGCGAGAAAGAGAGAGAAAAAGAAAAAAUAAAGGAACUAGAUAUUUAGAAGUUACGUCGUAUGCAACAGUGGAAAUGCAUGGUGGAAAAUCGAAUUUACUUGUAAAUAGUGCGCUGAUGGAGGUACGAUACACUCGGUCAGCGGUCAACGUUCAUGCCCGUGGUGCGUGUGAAAUGAAGGCACGAAGGGUUACCGCCCGUUCUUCUUCGACUGACAUUCACCUUCCACGUAACGCGUAGAUAAUAAUGGAACAAAAAUGCCGAGAGUAGAGGUAAAAGUCCCGUAAGCAAGACUUUUCUCCCAAGACAGCAAAAACAGCAAAACAAAAAAAAACGGUAACAGUAUCACACAACCAAUACACAAUGUAAUGUUAGCUAAAACAAAUAAUAAAAAAAGGUAAAUAAAAACGAUACAGUUACAGUUUAUCCUUGUACAGUGAAAGUGAGAGAAGGCAACGGAACAGAAACAAAUGGAUUAUCGUAACAAAAGGUCGUCAAACGGUGUAAUAAUAUUACAACAAACAAUGGAAAUUUCAGGAUAUAGGACACAAGCAGAAAGGAAGAGGUAGCGGCAAUGCAGAAAGAGAGAAAGUGAAAGAGAAUAAUUUUGUACUUCUUUAAUUUAAUUAUACCCAAGGGAGUAUAUAUAUAUACAUAUAUAUGUAUACACAUACAUACCUAUACAGUGCAUAUACAUUUAAUCUAUAUAUUUAGAUAUUUUGUACCACACAGUGAAGGAAUCCUUUAACGGAUAAAAAAAAGUAAUCAAUUGGGCAAGUGACACUCGAAGGAAACAAAAGAUGGCACCAGGAGUAUAAAGGGAAGGUAAUCAUGUGGUUGAGAGAAUGGGAGGAGGAAAAAAAAUCAAUCAUGCUUAGAAUCGCGGAGCAGAAUGUGGAGCAAUGUAAAGCGAUCGUAAAAUAUGAGGAAAAAAAACAACAACAACUAAACAGCACUGUAAUAAAGAGAAAACCUAACUCGAUAGUAUUUAGAGGACAUAGAAGAAGAAGGAGAGAAACAAAAAAAAAACAA
Messenger RNA from Anopheles funestus (African malaria mosquito), 4805 nucleotides. RefSeq lists its product as uncharacterized. Lineage: Eukaryota; Metazoa; Arthropoda; Insecta; Diptera; Culicidae. The transcript has 10 exons. Gene Ontology annotation, cellular component: plasma membrane; cytoskeleton. Bases 795 to 3308 code for a protein of 837 amino acids. The record is from RefSeq and is a predicted model, not a curated record. Gene Ontology annotation, biological process: negative regulation of canonical Wnt signaling pathway.